Messenger RNA from Toxoplasma gondii ME49, 1410 nucleotides. RefSeq lists its product as hypothetical. Bases 262 to 918 code for a protein of 218 amino acids. The transcript is spliced from 2 exons. Lineage: Eukaryota; Apicomplexa; Conoidasida; Eucoccidiorida; Sarcocystidae. The record is from RefSeq and is a predicted model, not a curated record.
AAAAAACGCCGUGUCGGCACAGCAGCAGUGGCUGAUCAUCUUUGGCUUUCUUAUGGCGCGUCUGUGUGUAAGGGUCGUGCCGCUUUACCUCAGAAACUUGUACAACUCGCUGUUGCCUUGUGCUUCUGGACCUACCGCUGAACGUCGCGGCAUGCGAAACGAUCGCUGGCACUUGAAAGCAACGUUUCCAGGUCACUUUUGAGAGACAGGAUACGUGGUCAACAGAAGGUCCGAAGUCUUCUUGUUCGUUUUUCACCGGAAAUGACAUCGCUGAAAAGCGGAAAGUUUCUUCUGAAACUCGCUUCGCACGGGCGGGAAACCCCCGGUGCAGCAGCUUUCCAAGCAGUCCUGCGAUCCACGCGCGUCGCCCACGAGUUGCAGCGUUUAUCAAGGACAAGUUGCUUCUGCAAAGCCAGUGAGCGCCUGUUUCACCCACAGGAAGCUGCUUUCCCUUAUUUCGAAGGACUACAGAAAAACUUUGCUUCUACCCUGGUUCAACCUACAUCGAGUGGCAGCGUCCACCAUGACAGUAUGGCUAGAGACAAGGAACUCCCGCCAUCCCCUGAAGCGUCUAACGAUAACAAUUUGAGAAGUGGAGGCAUCGACCUAUCAUCUACGCAGCUGAAUGAAGGCGCUCCAGAGUCGCCUUUUGUGAAAAAAAUUUUCCGCGUUAACCGGAACGGUUCUGCACCAAGGUCAGGUGCGGCGUCGGGUGAGUGUUCUGCACAUGCAAAUGAAAAGGCUGAAGGCACUGCUCGCCACGAAGCUCAUCUCAAGCAAGAGAGCAAAACGGUUGGACCACAAUCAAAAGAAUCCGGUGGCGUGUUGAAGGAACCCGAGUAUGGCUUCAAAUACGAAGGCCCCGAACCAACGGCCCAUGGUGACUGGUCGCACAACGGAAGGGUCACAGAUUUCUAGGCCGUUUGUAGUAUUGUUUACAUCUGUUGGCGACGCAUUCCUCUCGUAGGCGUCCAUUUUUCUUGCCUGUUGUUGGUUUGCGUGUCCUGCAUUGCGAGGCAACUAAGUUGCACGCACAUUUCUUCUCUCAUUCCGUUCCCGAGAUACGUGUCGCAGGUACGAUUUCUCCUGAACAGGCGCUUUUUUUUACUGGCGUAACAGCAGAUGAAUGUGUUAUUUUUACCUGGGUAAAUGCCCUGCUGGACUUUCGCCGUGUCGGGCUGUAUACUUCCAUUUAGCCCACAUGGUGCGGUGAUGCUCUGCAAGUGUUCAUUUCUUUCCGUUUUUCGGUUCAAUCGGUAGAGUUUUGUUUAGGCGUACUGCUGGGCUACCGGGCCCUGCUCCCACCCGUGUUUCUUCAGUCACAUAACCUGCGACAGCAGCAGCGAUGGUCUCUUUUUCGGAAACGUAAUUCGAGACAAAGCGCACCGUUUCUGUCAAGGUAUCUACGGA